GGCGUUUGCUGUUUAGGAUUUUGCUCUGACUAUUCCCGGUUGUAAGACGUUCGGAUAUUUUUUUGGAACUGUCAUGCGUACAACCGCAGAAUGUUCCUUGGGUCGCAUCCAAACCCGCCAAAAGAACAAUUGUAGCUUCGUUAGCCAGCUUGCGAGUCACAAAGCAACAUUAGCGUCAUCGCUAGCAGAUCAAAUUGUUAUGCUAAUGUAGCUAAAUCAAAGCAGCAGCUGCUCAUUUGUCUUUAGUUUUUUAGUGCAGUCAGGUCGUGACCUAGUAAGUUAAUAUGUCGCCUGUCGGAUAUAAUUGUCGGCACGCUAGCGAACUACAUCGCCGUCCGUUCGGAGUUGCGUUACCGACCACUUAAGCAGCGAGAAUUUAAUAUUCGCUCCACUCCCGUCCGCUCAGCCCCAGAGGGAAGUAUCGUGUUUCUCAUCCGCAGCUGCAAAAUACUCGACUGGAUCGUCGCGCGCCGAGUUUGUUGUUCUUGCGGCUUUGGGCGCCUGGAAGGCGGAUUAGCCAAAAUGACGUGACGAAAGAUGCGGCGAGGCGACUCGUCGCCGUCUCGAAAGGCGGCAGAGUAUAAAUGGGUGCUGGCGGCUUCCAAGGAGGGCUGGCAUCCAUCUUCUUCCGUGUUGAUUUCAGCAGCUGAAAUCCCAGGAGGCCCGGAGAACUUUCUUGACAUUCCAAAGAGCAAAACAAAGGACCCGGCCGCAAUGAAUGAUCGACGAUGAGGACGUCGGACUCGAGGAGACCAUCCCACCGCGGCUGAUUAACACUAAUGCGGGUCAAAUGUCCUUUUAGGGAUCCAAACAGCACCACGAAAGGCCAUUAAAGCCACUCAAGGGAAAAAAUAGUUUCAGGGAGGGGUAAAAAUUCAAAAGAUGAAAACCGUAACCUUUGUUUAAAAUUGAAACGCUGCAUUACAACCCUAACGUGUGUGCCAGCGGUUCCUUUGCUAUUCUUGCCGAAGUGACGUUUGAUUUUCCUUUUCCUUGUGGAAGUUAAUCCGCACGACAAUCCAAUAGCCGCCAGCGUGCACAUUUAUUCUGAUGCGCAUAAAAAUGAUGGUUGAUCAAUUUAUUUGGAUAAAAUAUUAGGCUAAUUAUCAGAUGUCAAAACAGCAAGAACAUGCUGAUUUCAUAAAAUGUAUUCAUGAAAACUUCUGCCCUAAUCAGGCCAAGAUCAGUGAACUUUCCCGCUGUAAAGUUUAUCGCCAACAGGGGGCAGCAGAGUAGCUUCCAACAACCAUGUGUGGCUUUCGUCUGUAGGUCUCAUCGCCAACAGGGGGCAGCAGAGUAGCUCCCAACAACCGUGUGUGGCUUAUGUUGAUCUCAUCGCCAACAGGGGGCAGCAGAGUAGCUCCCAACAACCGUGACGUCAUUGUUAAAUAGUGACUUGCUCACCGCAAUUGUGCACGGAGUGACUCCUCUUUCCAAAAAUAAAGACUCUUGGAGACGCGUCACUUCCGCCGUUUUCUUGGCUGCUCAGUUAGUGAGCAGCCUGUUUGCUUUGCCUCAACAACAACAAAGACAAGAAGAAGCUUCACAAAAACAACAAUCCCCAUUUUGUGCUGACAUGUCGCCCAAAUGUUCCCCCACCGUGCAGUGCUUGUUAUAAGCAAAGCCGGAAAUGCUUCGUCGUGACCGCUAGCAGUUUGUUCGCCUGCCCGCUAGCAUUCGGGGGACCAGCAGAACCGGAACCACAAACUCCGGGAAGGGCGCCGCGGCGGAUGGCAUGAUGAGCAAAGCGGCCACCGUGGAGAUCCCCAUCAACAGCAACGGUGACAUGAGCACGCUAGCGGAGGACGAUAGCCUGGAGCAGGCGACAAAGCGGCAGUGGCAUUUAGAUGAGAAGGACCUGCAGCAGGUGAUGGUAUCGGGUCCGAACCUCAACGAGACCAGCAUUGUGUCGGGCGGCUACGGCGGUUCGCCACAGGGCGUCGUCAUCCCCACCGGAUCCAUCAAAGGCCCGGCCGUGCGCUACAAUCCCGACUUUAACAAACGGAUCCCGGUCGCAGGUUCUGGAUCGUCCGCGGCGGAUGAGGCCGCCCGAGGCGUGGCGGCGGAGAAGCUGGAUAGCGUCAAGAAAUGGGGUCUCAACACUUACAAGUGCACCAAGCAGAUGAUCUCGGAACGUUUUGGGCGCGGCUCGCGGACGGUGGACCUCGAGCUGGAGGCGCAGAUCGAGCUACUGCGGGACACCAAGCGCAAAUACGAGAGCGUGCUGAGACUGGCCCGAGCGCUGACCGAUCAUUUCUACAACAUGGUGCAGACGCAGCAGGCGCUGGGCGACACCUUCGCCGACCUGAGUCAAAAGUCGCCGGAGCUUCGGGACGAGUUUGGCUACAACGCCGAAACGCAAAAGCUGCUGUGCCACAACGGCGAGACUCUGCUCGGCGCCAUCAACUUCUUUGUGUGCAGCAUCAACACCCUGGUCAACAAGACCAUGGAGGACACGCUCAUGACCAUCAAGAUGUUUGAAAAUGCCAGGUUGGAAUUCGACGCGUACCGCUCGGACCUGGAGGAGCUCAGCUUGGGGCCUCGGGAUGCGGCGGCCGUGGCCCGCAUAGACGCGGCGCAGCGGCACUACCAAGUCCAGAAAGACAAGUACGAACGACUGCGCUCGGACGUCUGCGUCAAACUCAAGUUCCUGGAGGAGAACAAGGUGAAGGUCAUGCACAAGCAGCUGCUGCUCUUCCACAACGCCAUCUCGGCGUACUUCGCCGGCAACCAACAGCAGCUGCAGCAAACGCUCGAGCACUUCAACAUCAAGCUGAAGCCGCCCGGAGCCGACAAGCCGUCCUGGCUGGAGGAGUCGUGAGGAGGAGCUGACCGGACCGUGCCCGCCAGCCUGGAAUAGCGAGCGGGCCAGUUCCCCGCAAGCUUGCAAUCGUGCGUUUCGACUGCUUCGAUGUCGAGUUCGCGGACUGAAAGCCAUCGAAGCGCCACCCGGUGGAAACGGAGGCAACGUCUCCAAUGGCAAAUUUUUACUUGAAAAGGAAACUUUUUUUUUUUUUUUCCCUCUAUUUCAUUUUGGGCUCGACUUGGCCAACGUGCAAAUUUGUGGACCAAACCACUCCUGUCUUGUAUUGUACUUAGCUUUACUCAUUUAUCUGUUUAUGGCGCUGUUAGUUGGCUCUUUGUUGAGGUUGACUACUACACAAAAGACAAUUAAACGUGAUAUAUGGAAACACCAAA
Messenger RNA from Syngnathus typhle (broad-nosed pipefish), 3198 nucleotides. RefSeq names its product ADP-ribosylation factor interacting protein 2b (gene arfip2b). Bases 1736 to 2821 code for a protein of 361 amino acids. The record is from RefSeq and is a predicted model, not a curated record. Gene Ontology annotation, cellular component: trans-Golgi network membrane. Gene Ontology annotation, biological process: intracellular protein transport; regulation of Arp2/3 complex-mediated actin nucleation. The transcript is spliced from 11 exons. Lineage: Eukaryota; Metazoa; Chordata; Actinopteri; Syngnathiformes; Syngnathidae. Gene Ontology annotation, molecular function: phospholipid binding; protein domain specific binding.